Molecule: messenger RNA, 710 nt
Organism: Plectropomus leopardus (leopard coralgrouper)
Lineage: Eukaryota; Metazoa; Chordata; Actinopteri; Perciformes; Serranidae
Source: RefSeq, a predicted model, not a curated record
ACAUUUAAUUUAGGCCCAUCUUUUUUGUGAAACCGUGUAUUCAUAGGACAGUUGUGCCACCCAGUGGACAGACUGAAAACGAACUAUAGCCCUUUAAUUAAAAAAAACAAAUUAAAACUAAUAAAUUAUAAUGAUAACGUUUCUAAGAGCCAGGUGAGUUACUAAAUACUGUGUUUCCCAACACAUAAUAUAAAUUUAGAUCAUUCUUCACAAAAUCUCUACAAUAAAAACUUCAAGAAACACGGAACGAAACACCAACUGGUCAGUGUUUACUCACGGACGCUUUCCUGGGCUGCACCCACGUUUCAUGUGUUGUGUUGUCAGAAGUUGAACAUCUUUGAUUUCUUCUGGACCGUUGUUGACACACCUGUCCACUUGACGGGACAAUAACUUCCUCUCCAACAUGUCCGGGGACACCAGCCCGUCCUCGGCGGAGGUAGUUCUGGGUUUCCUGGAGGAGGCGGAGCCGUGGCGGCUGCUGUCCCCGCAGUUCCCCAGUAAAGUCGGGGGAAAACCGGCGUGGCUCAGCCAGAGAGGCCUGCCCUCACUGCCCGGACUGGAGUGUGACAUCUGCCGCCUGCCUCUGGUCUUCCUGAUGCAGGUGUAUGCACCCAUCUCUGGUCAGGACAGGAGUUUCCACAGAGCGCUCUUUCUUUUCUGCUGCAAAAAUCAUGAGUGUUACAAACCCAAUGACAGUCGCUGUAUGAAAG